ACCGAGGUUUACUACCUUCUUCGACAUCCCCCUCUUUCCCGCUUAUCUUCGAUCUCCAAAUUUGGAGUGUGCUCUACCACUUCGCUAGCAGCGAUCUUCUCCUCGCCACCGGUGUCGUCGGAGGGAUCUUUCCGACGCGCCUUUCGCUUUCUCUUCCCUCUCGUUUCUCUUACACCCAAGAAAACACGCCCUUCAUCUCUAGCCGCGACCUCCGCCAAUGUCGAUCGGGGUCCGCGAGUUGUCUGUCCUGGGCGAGUUCAAGCCGUUCGGUCUUUCGGUCGAGGAUCUCGACGGCAAGACACUCGACGACGCUUCCUCGGAGCACCAGUACUUCCUCUUCCACCCGGAAGUUGCGCGUGAGGGGCACGGGACCGCCAGCAACCUCGACUUCUCCUCCCCUUGUACACCUUCCGAAGGAGAUCAUGAGAUUUUCAUACGCGGCAAUCAGAUAAUAUGGAGCAGUGGGCCCCGGGUUCAUAAAAGAUACACCUCCACCAAAGCAGUCAUUAUGGUCUGUUGGUGUCACAUGGAGGGUAUUUCAGAUGCACUCCUCUGUGUUUUACAGAGUGAUGUGUUAUCUAUUUAUGGCGUGUCUGUAGGUGAACAUCUGAAACUCUACAAGUGGAAGCUGAAGAAGCAAUAUAAUUCGGAACGAUCUGAGCAGCGCGAGGAGGUCGACCAUGUAGACCCCAACACUUAUCAAUCGUGUGGCUCGGGCGGUGGCAAUGAUCACACCAAGGACGACCUUUGCCAUCCUUCCGAGGCGGAGCCAUUGAUUAGUUUGGAAAGAACUGUGAAGAACGUCGAAGGAGAAGAUGAAGAGGCAGUCGCCCCUUCUAUGGUGAAAACUCUCUGCUUCUGCAGCCACGUCGGCAGAAAGUCCACAGUAGAGAAGAGCUUGCUGGAGAUGAAGUUGAAACGACCAACUGGAAUUGAGAAGAAGAUGCUCACUGCUCUGCCAGCCUCCUCCUCUGUUGAACACCUUGCGUUAGCAACCACGUCGGCAAAGAAAUCUUCGGAUGUAGAGACGGAGAGGAAGCAAGAACAACCAGAGAAGAGGGAAGAACAGCCGGAUUCCUCUGUUAGAAACCAUGUCCACGGGAAGCCUUCAGAGAGCAGAACCACUGCGGGAACACUGAGGAGUCAGAAGAACCCUAAGAUGAGGUCGUCACCUUCCCCAGAGCCGUCGGAGAUGUCGUCGUCGUCGGAGAACAGAGGAGCCCGAGGCGGGAUAGCCUCGUUGGCCAUCAGGGAUGGGAGUCAGCCUGCGGAUCGCGCGCUUGCUGGUCACGUCGAGGACGAUCGUGCGAUCGUUGGCGAAUACGAAGAGGAACAUGAUAUUACUACAGUCGGAAUGCUGCUAGGUAUGGCAGCAUCUUAUCGUGGAACAAUGCAUCUUGAAGUAUCAAAGAUGCUAUACCUCCAUGUUCCCUCUCGACACCAGUUGUCUUUUCCUGAGUUGGAACUGCCAACAAGUUUGCAGUCUGCUGCUUUGGUGGCCAUUGGCCUUCUCUACGAAGGUUCAGCACACCCAUUCACCAUGAAGAUUCUUUUGGGUGAGAUUGGUCGAAGAAGUGCUGGUGACAAUGUGCUUGAAAGAGAAGGAUAUGCUGUUGCUGCUGGAUAUGCUCUGGGACUUGUAGCUUUAGGUCGAGGAAAUGAUGCCCUUGGCUUUGUAGACCGAUUUGUGGAUCGAAUUUUCCAGUAUAUUGGCGAGAAAGGAGUUAAAAAUGAGAAAUUUUCAGUAGUUGCACAACCAGCAGAAGAUCAUGUCCGUAUUCUUGGGCAGAUAGUGGAUGGAGCCCAUGUAAAUGUUGAUGUGACAGCUCCUGGUGGUACAAUUGCACUCGCUCUGAUAUUUAUGAAGACAGAAUCAGAAGAAAUUGUGUCUAGACUCCGUCUGCCCAUUAGCCACUAUGAUCUGCAGUAUGUUAGGCCUGACUUCAUCAUGCUUCGUGUCAUUGCACGUAAUUUGAUUAUGUGGAGCAACAUGCAACCAUCUAUUAUUUGGAUUGAAUCUCAAAUUCCUGAUUUUAUCCGAUUAGCGGUCCUGAAAUUAGAUGGAGCUAGUAGUGAUGAUGAUGAGUUCGAUGCAGAAGCUGUUGUCCAGGCAUAUGUGAACAUUGUAUCCGGUGCUUGCAUUUCACUUGGAUUGAAGUAUGCUGGCACCAAAAGUGAAGAGGCUCGGGAGCUGCUUUAUAAUUAUGCUCUAUACUUUCUUAAUGAGUUUAAGCACAUUCCAGCAAUGGCUAAUGUCUUACCAAAGGGAUUGCUGCAUUAUGUGGAUCGCGGGACAUCAGAAAUAUGUUUGCAUCUGAUUAUUCUUUCUCUCUCUCUGGUUAUGGCAGGAUCAGGGCAUUUGCAAACAUUUCGAUUAUUGAGAUACUUGCGUGGUCGAGGUUCUACAGAAGGACAAAUAAAUUAUGGAACACAAAUGGCUGUUAGCUUAGCCAUUGGUUUUUUAUUCCUUGGUGGUGGCAUGCAAACCUUUUCAACUGGAAACAGUGCUGUUGCUGCACUGUUGAUUACUCUUUAUCCUCGUUUUCCUACAGGUCCGAAUGACAAUCGUUGCCACCUUCAGGCCCUACGGCAUUUGUAUGUAAUUGCUGCUGAAUCUCGUCGGCUGCAGACAGUGGAUGUUGAUACAGGUCUUCCGGUAUAUUGUCCAAUUGAAAUUACAAUCAAAGAGACAGAACAUUAUGCUGAGUCCAGCUAUUGCGAAGUUACUCCUUGCAUUCUUCCAGAACGUUGUGUGCUGAAGACUGUUCACAUUUGUGGGCCUAGAUAUUGGCCUCAAGUCAUACAAGUUAUACCUGAAGAAAAACCUUGGUGGAGAUUUGAGGAUAAGAGUGACCCUUUUAAUGGUGGUAUCUUAUAUGUUAAGAGAAAAGUUGGCUCCUGUUCCUACGAGGAUGACCCCAUUGGUUGUCAGUCUUUGCUUUCAAGAGCAAUGCAUAAGGUUUUUGAUAUGACGGAUUUGGACUAUGCAAACAUGAGAAACAGCAAUAACCCUGUACCUGAUUCAUACAAAAUGGAUCAAUUGGUUAGCACAUUUUCUGGUGAUCCAAGCUUGAUUGCUUUUGCUCAACUUUGCUGUGACUCCUGGAGGAGCAGGUCAGAUCCCAAUUUCCAGGAGUUUUGCUCACAAUUAAUAUUUGAAUGUGUGAGCAAAGACAGGCCAGCUCUUCUUCAGAUCUAUCUCUCAUUAUAUGCUUUGAUUGAGUCAAUGUGGGAGCAGGCUAACAACAGCCAUCUUAUUUUCGAAGAUUCACUUUUCCUUUCUAGUAUAAAGCUUACUUUAGCUUACAAUGAAUCUCUUGUCACUGGCAAACUGUCUUCUCCAAUUGGAUCUAUUGUUCAAUGUGCAUUCAUUCAGUCAGUUCGGAAGCACAUAGAUGAAAUUUUGACCUGUUCAAAAAGUCUUAGUGAGAACUUCUUCAAUUAUUUGGAGACAGGAAAGUGGCCUGAUUAUCAAAGUGAUAGGGGUAAAUCAGAUGCAAUGUUUCUUUCUUGGUACCUGCUCUGGCAUGGGAUACCAUCAUCUCAUCUUGUGAAGUCAGCUGUUAAAAAUAUCAAAUCGAAGGCUCCAAUGUCCUUAUCUAUGGUUCCUCUCUUGCAAUUAUUGUUUCCAUCAACUCAAACAAAAGGAAUUUUUGAAAUCAACAAGUUUCAUUACUCGUCAUAGCAGGAGAAUCAUACAAUUGAAGUAAAAAAACAUCAUCUUGUGCGAUCUCUUCAGAGACUGAAGCAGGUUGUCUUUAACUCCGAUCUAAUUUUGACCGAAAUGACAUGGAUUUGACAACUACCAGAGAAGAUGGCAUACCACUUAGCCGACCUUUCCAUGCAAAUCUUUUUGGAGUGGUUCUCUCUUCUUUGCUGGAAAUCUACGACGACCAAGUAACUACAUGACAGGUUAUUGUUAAGUUUCUGGGUCUUUUUCUGACACAUUCUGGCAAUCAAUAUCUCAUAUGGAGACGUUAUUUAACAACUGUUGGGGGUACCAAGUUCUUGUUGAGUUGCUAUUCUGCCUCGACAAUCUGCUUCGAAUUCAAGAAUGAACACCGGUGAGCCAGGAGUGAAUGAGGUGAGGUUGUCUUUCAUAUUUUUGGCUGACAAGCAGAUGAAUUGUAACACUUACAAGUAAUUGCCAAGGAAGAUGAAUUGUAUUUAAUUUUAAAUUAAUUGUAAAAGAUAUUAUAAAGGUUAUUUAGUUUAUACAGUCGUGAUAAGGCUCCAAAAGACAUUCUUCAAAUUUCAAAGAAUUUCAGUUAAUUGUA
Zingiber officinale is the source of this 4277-nucleotide messenger RNA. RefSeq names its product anaphase-promoting complex subunit 1-like. Lineage: Eukaryota; Viridiplantae; Streptophyta; Magnoliopsida; Zingiberales; Zingiberaceae. Gene Ontology annotation, molecular function: molecular adaptor activity. The transcript is spliced from 28 exons. The record is from RefSeq and is a predicted model, not a curated record. Gene Ontology annotation, cellular component: anaphase-promoting complex. Gene Ontology annotation, biological process: protein K11-linked ubiquitination; metaphase/anaphase transition of mitotic cell cycle; anaphase-promoting complex-dependent catabolic process. The coding region runs from base 218 to 3685 and encodes 1155 amino acids.